Molecule: messenger RNA, 723 nt
Organism: Rotaria sp. Silwood2
Lineage: Eukaryota; Metazoa; Rotifera; Eurotatoria; Philodinida; Philodinidae
Source: the annotation of a GenBank genome assembly
AUGUAUAUACAUAAAUAUUUAUUCUAUGAAAAACAAUUACAAUGUAUAGAAUCAUUAUCAUUGAUACAAUCGAAACAACUUAUUGAUAUAAUUUCUUAUUUAUAUGAUUGUCGUAUUGUUCAUCGUGAUGUACGUCUACAAAAUUUAAUGUUAGAUCGUGAUAGUAAUCAUAUAAAAUUAAUUGAUUUUGGUUUUGCAUUUGCAUUUAAUACGGAUAACAAGGGAGGCAGCAUAGAUAUAGUUGGUCCACUUGCGUUUGCUAGUGAAUCAUUUUUAAAUUUCUAUUCAAAAUUAUUAAAAGGCCAAGUGUUCCCAUAUUAUUUCUAUGAACGUACUUUUGAUUUAAUAUGUGCCUUAAAUAUUAUAAUGGCUAUGAAUAAUGCUGAUAUGAAACGAAGUAUUGAUUCAUUUAGAUAUUUACAAGACGUUAAUGAAUUAGUAUUAAAAUCAUUGCAAUUAAGGAAAGAUACUCGACGUACAAAUAAUCAUUAUUCAAAUUUAUUGAAUUUAAUAGAAAAGCUGGAUUCAUGGUAUCCAUUAGAUGAAUCAGAUGAAUCAAAUAAAUCAGAUGAAUUAAAUGAAUCAUCAGUUUCUCAUGUUUCAAAUGAUCAAUCAGCUGAAUCAGAUCAACCAUCAAUUUCUAAUGUUUCACAAGGACAAUCAGAUCAAUCAUCACUUUUUGACAUUAUAAAAAAUGAAAUUGAAAAACUUUUUGACGUGUAA